AUGAAAUUCGCCAGCAUUUUCUUCCCAGCUCUUGCACAAGCCAUGAUCGGCCAACUUGAGGGAACUCUCCAAUGCUUCACCUGCGGUCAGACCGACUUCUUCUCAUUCGACAGCUACGAUUCCUUCGACGACAGCGCUUCCCUCCAAUGCCAAACAACCAUCACCCAGAAGCACCUGAAACCGUGCCCGCGAGCCACCGACGUCUGCAAAACUCGAAUCACCAGAACAAUCACCGUCGAUGAUGUCGUUUCCAACACUUCAAUUGUGGCGAUCGAACGAAGCUGCGCGGCAAAGGAAGAAACCCCCGAGCAGUUUAAAGAAGAAAUGCGAUAUUUGGAGCACUACCCCAGCGAAGAAGACCCUCGAAUUCAAACUGAAAUCGAAGAAGUUUUCUGCACCAAAGACGGCUGCAACUUCCACGAAGCGGAGAACUACUACAAACCAUCGAAAAUCGAGCAGCUCUUUCUCCCCCAAAUCGACGAGCCCGAGUCCUCCGCCUCUUCCAUCCUUUUCUCUUUCACCCUUUUUCUCGCCCUCGCUUUCUUCAUGUAA
This is a messenger RNA of Oikopleura dioica, 552 nucleotides long. NCBI's taxonomy places the organism in Eukaryota, Metazoa, Chordata, Appendicularia, Copelata, Oikopleuridae. The record is from the annotation of a GenBank genome assembly.